Gastrolobium bilobum is the source of this 474-nucleotide messenger RNA. RefSeq names its product AT-hook motif nuclear-localized protein 7-like. The record is from RefSeq and is a predicted model, not a curated record. Lineage: Eukaryota; Viridiplantae; Streptophyta; Magnoliopsida; Fabales; Fabaceae. Gene Ontology annotation, molecular function: minor groove of adenine-thymine-rich DNA binding. The transcript is spliced from 4 exons. The coding region runs from base 1 to 474 and encodes 157 amino acids.
AUGGGAGUCGCUUUUCAUAUCAUCCACGUUGCAACUGGAGAAGAUAUUGGAACAAAAAUUAUGGCAUAUUGUCAGCAGGGUCUUAGAUCUGUAGGCAUUUUGUCAGGCACUGGUGUUGUAUCAACUGCCACACUUCGUCGACCUUCAGCUCCAGGUGGCACUGUCACAUAUGAGGGGCGCUUUGAAAUGCUGUCCCUAUCAGGCUCAUUUUUGCUUACUGAGAGGGAAGGCUUACUCCAUCGAAUUGGAGGAAUAAGUAUUUCCUUUGCUGGCCCUGAUGGACGUGUCAUUGGGGGAGGAAUUGUUGGUUUGCUUAUUGCUGCUAGUCCUGUUCAGGUGGUAGUUUGUAGCUUUCCAUGGAGUGGAUCAAAGACAAAGAAGAGGAAAAGGGAAGGAUCAGAAAGUGAAGUGGAGUCAGAACAUCAGGGAGUUCAUAAUCCAGUUGCAGUGAAUAAUAGCAUUUAUCCAAAUUAA